Messenger RNA from Lolium perenne, 1866 nucleotides. The record is from RefSeq and is a predicted model, not a curated record. NCBI's taxonomy places the organism in Eukaryota, Viridiplantae, Streptophyta, Magnoliopsida, Poales, Poaceae.
AUGGACACGGCCAAACAUGGCGUGGCCAUGACCAUGCCGGCCUCGUUCCACCUCGACGCGCCACCCUUCUCUACCUGCAUCUCCAGCCCGAGCCACCUUGCCAAAUGGCUAGCCCUUGAUCUCCUGAGAUCGCCCGUACACGCCGUUGAACGAGAGGACGCCGACACGACCCACAUGGAGCGCGCCCACAACGCUCCAGAUCCGGAAGCUGCAUCAGAGGCGGAAGCUCACGAGGCUCCGCGCCCUUCUAAGAGGAAAAGGGCUGCCCCCUCCAGCCCUUCGGCCAAACGUGCCCGCGACGUGCUCAGCAUCGCGGCAACUCGCAAGGCGGAGGCGGAGAAAAAGCGCCUCAAGCUCAUCGAUACCAGCAACCGAUCCCAAACGGACAUCCAGCAGUUCUUCAGACCUUCGGGAAGUUCCGAAAACCAGCCCCCCAAGGGCCCUAAAGCCCCCAAGAAGAAGACUAAGCCAUCUCCGGCUUCCAUACCAGUCACACCAGAAGUCGGAGUUCCACCCAAGGCUGCUUCAGCCGCCAAGCCGGAUCCUAAGGACGUCAUCAACGUUGAUGACAUCCCUGAAGAUCCGGCCACCGAGACUGCGCAAGGCGAUUCCGGCAAGGGUGCCUCCUCAUCUGCUCCUCCGCCUGAGCCACCCACCGCUACUUCCGCCGAGCCAACGGCCGAACAAUACGAGCAGAAAGUGCAGCUGAUCCAUGCCACUGGCGCGUCCCAAACUUCGUCGCUGCAGAAGCUCCCCCUUUCUCAACGUCACGCGGAAAUUUCAGCCAUGAUGGAGAAAGUAUGGGGGCCCGCGGAUACGGAGAUGAAGGAGCUCUCCGACCUUGAAAGCGAACUCAAGGUCUUUUUUGCUAAGCAUAAGGAGGUGCGCCAGAGCACGCGGAAGCUGCACGAAGAUCUGCGCGUCCAUGUGUUGGAGCAGAUGACGGAAAUAGAAGGGCUGCGCCAGACUGCUGAGAGUAGUCGUCAAGCUGUGCUCCGCCUGGAGACCCGAUUGAAGGAAGAAACUGACAAGCGCCCCACCAUCGAUGUCUUAUCCGCCAAGGUCCAAGUAUUGGAGGCGGAGAAUGAAACUCUGAAGAACUUCUUGAAAGAAUCCUCCGAGAAGGAAACUAAAGAAAAGAAGGAGCUCUCCGAGAAACAUUCCCGUGAAAUGGCAGAACUGGCCGACAAACUCAAGAAGAGCCAGCAAAGGGUGACCACCCUGGCGGCACAGAACAAGAGCCAGGAGGCAGAGGCGGAAGCAAUUGACAAGUUGAUCUUCCCAAGCCUUGGCUUUGAGUGGACCAAAGCUUCAACCCUCAAAAGAACUGAGGCAUAUGAAGAAGCACGGAGCUCCAUCGAUGACCUCGUCGAAGCAUGCCGCGGAAUCGCCAAGUCCCUUAACUUGAAGAAAGCCAAGACAACGGUGAUUGACCGCAUGACGAAAGUCAUGCAGAACGUGCCGGAGCUUAUCAAGGAUUGGCAGGAAUCUUCAUCUCGCGGAGUCGCUGCCCUCGUGCUAGCCACCUGCAAGGCGCACUUCCCCACCAUGAGAUUUGCGGAUGUCGCACGCGGAGUCCCCAAAGAUACCGUCAUGAGGCAUCUCCUUUCGGAAGCCAUGGGAUUUGAUCGCCUUUUUGCUGGACGAGUUAACCACUCGUUUUGGUACAACAAAUAUGAUCUUCCCAAAGGCUUUUCCGACCCGGAGGAGGGCGAAGAAGAAGUUGCCGAGGAGGGCGAUGAGGAAGGCUCCGGGUCAAGUGCUGACCAAGACGAGGAAGGCUCCGACUUCGACGACGGCGGCUCAGGCGGUGGCUCGGAUGAUGGCUCCGCCUACAUAGCUUCUGACGAGGAGCAGUCCUCCUAG